Anopheles coustani is the source of this 4795-nucleotide messenger RNA. RefSeq names its product EH domain-containing protein 3 (gene Past1). Gene Ontology annotation, cellular component: cytoplasm; plasma membrane. The transcript has 3 exons. The coding region runs from base 430 to 2034 and encodes 534 amino acids. Gene Ontology annotation, molecular function: GTP binding; calcium ion binding; protein binding. The record is from RefSeq and is a predicted model, not a curated record. Gene Ontology annotation, biological process: endocytosis; endosomal transport. Lineage: Eukaryota; Metazoa; Arthropoda; Insecta; Diptera; Culicidae.
UGUAAAAUUGUCGAGAUCGGUAGAACGAUUCGUCGGUUCUUCUUCGAGUAGGUCGCGUAAAUUCCUACGCCGGUGUAGAUAAUCCUCCGUGGAAUCUAAGCGUAGUUGAGUUUGACCCGUGAUUCGGUUGUUUUCGUUUUGUUCCUUUUAUUUCGAACAUCUGGUACGCGAACACGUACUGCACUGAAUUCCACCCUAAUAUUAGUCAUAGCUAUUUUUGUUUAAUAUCGAUCAAUACAUUAGAUUCCGGGUGGCUCGGUGUAUAUAGGACCCACUAGAACACAUCAAAGUUAAAGGAAACAAUAGAAAAUAUCGUGCAAUCCAAGAAAAUCCGUUUCAAACACCGGUGGAUGACUCAGAGUGCAACAUAAUCAGCAGCGAAAAGAGAGUGUUGAGAAAACCCACGGACCGUAAAACGCGAGCAGCACAAUGUUCAGUUGGUUAAAACGGGAAACGAAAAAUGAAGAGGUGGUGGAAAAUGUGUUGGGAGAGCUGAAGAAAAUCUAUCGCAGUAAACUGCUACCUCUAGAAGAGCACUACAAUUUUCACGAUUUCCACUCUCCCAAACUGGAAGACUCGGAUUUCGAUGCAAAACCCAUGAUACUGUUGGUAGGACAGUACUCCACGGGUAAAACCACCUUCAUCCGUUAUCUGUUGGAGCGCGACUUUCCCGGUAUCCGGAUUGGUCCGGAGCCAACGACGGAUCGCUUUAUUGCUGUUAUGUAUGACGACAAGGAGGGUAUGAUCCCGGGCAACGCACUGGUGGUCGAUCCGAAGAAACAGUUUCGUCCACUGGAAAAGUAUGGCAACGCGUUCCUAAACCGAUUCCAGUGCUCGACGGUUCCUUCUCCGGUGCUACGAGCAAUCUCGAUCGUUGACACACCGGGAAUUCUAUCCGGCGAGAAGCAGCGUGUUGACAGAGGCUACGAUUUUACUGGCGUGUUGGAAUGGUUCGCGGAACGUGUGGAUCGCAUCAUUUUGCUGUUCGAUGCGCACAAACUGGACAUCUCGGACGAAUUCCGCCGAUCGAUCGAAGCCCUGCGCGGCCAUGACGAUAAGAUACGGAUAGUGUUGAACAAAGCCGACAUGAUCGACCAUCAGCAGCUGAUGCGAGUUUACGGUGCCCUUAUGUGGUCGCUCGGAAAGGUGCUACAAACGCCCGAGGUGGCCCGCGUGUAUAUCGGCUCGUUUUGGGACCAGCCGCUGCGGUACGAUGUGAACCGGCGACUCUUCGAGGACGAGGAGCAGGAUCUGUUCCGUGAUUUGCAGUCGCUACCAAGAAAUGCUGCCCUUCGCAAGCUUAACGAUCUCAUCAAGCGAGCCCGGCUGGCUAAAGUGCACGCGUACCUUAUUUCGGAACUGCGCAAAGAGAUGCCCCAAAUGUUUGGAAAGGACAGCAAAAAGAAGGAACUUAUUAAAAACCUCGGCGCCAUCUACGAUCGCGUUUGUCGCGAGCAUCAAGUUUCGAUUGGUGAUUUGCCGGAUAUCAAGAAGAUGCAGGAGGUGCUCGCUAACCAGGACUUCACCAAGUUCCACUCCCUCAAGAUGUCUCUGCUGGAAGUAGUCGAUCGCAUGCUGGCGAUAGAUAUCGCCCGGUUAAUGGGUAUGAUCCCGCAGGAAGAGAUGCAACUAGUUUCGGAGCCGCUCGUCAAAGGAGGAGCAUUCGAUGGCGUCGAGGAUGUCCUAUCGCCGUUCGGUUACCGGAAGGGAGAGGGCAUCGAUGCCGGGUACGGAGAGGUGGAUUGGAUUUGCAAUCGCGAUCGUGCCCGAACGGAUCCCAUCUUCGAGUCACUGCAGCCGAUUGAUGGAAAGAUUUCCGGUGCCGCCGCCAAGUCGGAGCUGAUCAAAUCGAAGUUGCCGAACAACGUGCUGAGCAAGAUCUGGAAGCUUUCCGACUACGACCAGGACGGUUUCCUAGACAUUGAGGAGUUCGCUCUGGCGAUGCAUUUAAUCAACGUCAAAAUGGAUGGCAACGAGCUGCCAACUGCCUUGCCCACUCACCUGGUACCACCAUCGAAGAGACGGGCGGACUAGGGAUUAGACACCCCGAAAUAACAUCCGUGGCUGAGUAACAUUUCGAUCUUUGCGUUAUAUUCGUGUGCUGGUUCCGCUCUACCGGUACGCUUGAGCUUUGUUUUUCUUUUUACCCCCCCCCCCCCGCCCCCCCUUCUUUUCCUCAUGUGGAAGGCCACCCGUAUUCUUUGGGAUCCUAAUGUUAACUUGAUGACCGCUGGUGGUCGUUCAAUCGAAAAUUUUCCCUCGUGUCUUCGUUGAUAUCGGCUUUUGCUUAUCGUUUAGUCUUUCUUUUUGUUGUUUGCUGUUCGGAAUUAUUUCUUACUUUUUCAGCUCAAUAUCUUUAAUACGAAUGGUUAUCCUACUUGCCAAAAGCACGGGACAUCUCUGAGUUUUUGAGCACUUAAUAGAGCACUAUCAAGCACUCUUUCAGAUUGCUUCUGUCUGCUAACUGUGUGAAAGGUGGGUUUGUUCUACUUCGCCUGUGCCCGCCUUUCCGAUUAGGUAGGAUGCACCUUUUUCUGGAUAGAUAAAAAUUACCAAAAGAACACUCACUGAACAACAUUGAACAUUAUGUGUGAAAUUGUGCAAUAAAAUGCCGGUUCACACAUUGUCAAAUAUCACGGCAUCAUUUUCGUCCUAAGCGGUAAUUUAUUAUUUAUAUUUAGGUAAAGAAACAGGCGUUCAAGAAACACAUUCGUCAAGCACAAGUCGCGAUAGCGUAGAUUUCUUGUCGUUCCGACUAAGAGAAAGAACAAACCCAUAACAACGAGCGUCGAAGAUGAAUAUUUUUCAGUUUUUGUUUUUUUUCAUUUAUAUGUUUGAUGCCUUCAUUUGUAGUUGCUUCCCAUAUCGCGUUAAUAUUAUUUUUAGGCUAGUGGUGCAGUAGGCAAAAAUGCAAUAUUAGUUAAUCAAAAGAUUUUGUAGUGUCUGACUUUUUUGUCGAGAGGAGGAUUAGAAACAACAAGAAAAACAAAUACUGACGAAGUACUUUUGUUGCUUACUCUAAAAGCCAAAUGGAGCUGUGUUUGCAAAGUAGUUUGUUUUUUGAUUAACGGCAGAAGUAAUCGUGAACCUUCCAAAGUACUAUGGAAUUGCAAAUAGAACUACUUGUUCUAUAGUUUUGUACCAUAUAAACUGACGGCUUCAGGUGGCAAUUGUGGUAUAAGUGCCGUUAAAAUUCCACUCUAAUCCUCUUGGGUCUUUCGAGUCCCUCUCGGAUAGUGUUCAUUUUGUACAGUGCUCAAUUUUGCGCUACCUGGAUUAUAAUUUUUGAAUACUAAAUUAACUUUUUCCCCUUUUUGUGUUUGCUACACAACGGGCAAAUAAGGGCAUCUUAAGCAGGUUGGUCGUUAGUGUUGCUUUUCAAUAAACCACUUACACUUCUACCUUGUUCCUGCUUUAAAAGCAUCCGUAGCAAAAUCCCAUGGGGCGACAACAAACGGCAGUAGUCUACUGAAAGGAACUAGCGAUGGAAGGUGGUAUUCAAAUUUUGUUUUCAAGUUGAACGAGUUUUUGUGCUUUUCAUGCAGCUUCUCCCGAUCACCAUCGGUAUUGGCAUGGGUGAUAGUAAACUAGCGUACCAUGUCCUGAUACUUUUCAAAUAGUUUCGUGCGGCACGAUAUUGACUACCAAUGAAUCGCUUUGUCAGUUUUGCUAUUACAUUGUAUAGUACAGCACUUUACUCCACGCAUCAGCCGUAUAAGGUAAAGCAUUUUCGCAUCUAACAAGAUUCAAAAUGGAGCACAUAAAGGAGGGCCGUAAGGAUUUUCAAUUCGUUGUCAGUAAAGUUCAGUAAGUUUGUGUUGUUCAAGAUUUAAAAAGAAAAUCGUAAUUAGCUUUCAGUAUGUUUAGUGUACCGUGUUAGAUUCGGCUUUGUUGAAUGUUGUCCGUUUAGAACCGAUUAAUGUAGCUCCUCACCAUUUGCAUUUGCUUGCUCGAUGAUUUCAACCGAAUCAACAAAUAUCAUAAUGACACAUGGUCGGAAAUUGCCGGAAUAGCGAGAAUACCACAAAAGUAAUCUAGACCCAUUUCGGCUGGCGCGACAACGUGAAAUUCAUUUUACUUUUUGUUCGUUGGUUGCGCUGCCUCGUCCAAAGUACCCUUUCUAUCCGCUGCCUCAUAUAGUUAUUAUUGCCCAUUUGUUGCGAAAUGGUUCACGCGUUAAUACACAGUUCGGCAAGCAGUGGAAAUUAAGGCACAGACUGCGAGAUUUCGGCAACCGCUAUGAGACUCUUGGGCAUAUGUGACGGUGUAUCAAUAAAACGGUUCCCAGAAACGUCAUCGUGCAUAAAUAUUAUACACCUAUAUAAACAUAUAUUUACAAUGGCAUGGUAAGCAUUUUUUUAUGGAAUUUGUAUGAUAGGAAACCUCGUUGAUAACCAAGCGAAUGAGAUAGAUAAACGAUGAAAUUACGAGAGGGUGAGUUAAUGGAAGGAAAGGUAAUAAAAUCGUGGAGAAAGAUGUGAUGAAAAAACCAACAUUGUUCUAAUCGUAAAAAAGCAAAAGCCCGGCCACGUGGUGCACGUUCUAAUGUGGCUGAGAAAUGCGCGAAGACGCGAUUCAGUUCAUCGCUGGCGAACGGCUUAUUAUCCUAUCAUUAUCUGACGGGAAAAGAAAACUAAUUCCAUGGCAGGAAAAAAAUAUUAGCGGACAAGAAGUCUCUAUAACGCCCAUCCGCGGCGAGAAAAUCAACUCGGUUCGAAAAACAUCGAAAUGCCGUAGGCAUUGGCGCACGUCUUCGAUAAGCAAAUGUUGUAAAAAGAAAUGAAUCAUAACGGAA